CCUUCUGUGAAACCUGAACAGACGGUGCAGUAUCCCUGAGGUUUCUCCUGCAGAAUUUUCCUCACCUCAUUGUGACUGGCAAGUCUGUAGCAUACUUUGUACUCCUCGUGGGACCUUCUUCCUGUGCUACACUGGAAGAUGUGCAGUUACCAACAUUUGUCUUUGCUUGACACAGUGAAUGCACAAUUAAGAGGUGGGGUUUUUUUCUAGACAGCAUGUCAAAGUAAAACACUCUAAAAGACAAGUCUGAGCUGAUCAGAAAGGCUUAUAAUUUAUUGAAUUUGCUGUGUCUCUGGUAAUGUCUGAAUUGCAAAAUUUCUUGAACUUGACAUUACAGCUGACGUGUUCCGGAUGGGGUUCAGCAAACAGGCCCUUGAGCUGUGUGAGGAGAAAAUGAUGAGGACUGGCGUGCUAGUAGGAAGGUUUACCAUGGUCAUACUGGUGCUUUGCUGAAGUCCAGCACAGGGAGCUCCUUCCUUGGCUGUUGGGGAAGCAAGAGGGAUUUUGAGAUGUUUCAGUGCCUCUCCUGCCCUCCAGUGCCGGGGAGCAGCCAGUGCCUUUGGCUUGUUUCUCCAUGGGUAACAUGGGCUUCUCCAAGAGCAGCAGAUUGUUUGCUGGUUGUCCAGAUGUGGAGGCAGAGAGGCUGCUUGGGAGGAUUGGGAAGAUGCCUGGGAAAAGCCAGAGCUCGGUGGGGAUGAGCUGGGCUCUAUCCUGGGCCGACAGGUGGCAGCUCACAGUCAGAAAAGAGCAUCUCUGGGGGAGCCAGCCCUGCCAUCUCCAUGUUUUACAGCAGUGCAGGCAGCACGGCCUUUUCUGUUCCAUUGCCUGCACGGGGCACAGUGAAUUUAUUAAGUGUGAAGAUGAUCUGCCCGAGAGCCAGGAAGGCACAAGUGAAGCAGGACCUGAGGACAGGGUGGAUGUUCGAUACCUGCAGUGGUUGAACGGGAGGCUGAGGUUGCAGUGGUGCAGUUUGCAUGCUCAGCACCAAGAGCAAUGCAAACUUUUGCACAAGAUCCAUUUAUUCACAAGUGGCUCCCACAUGGACCAGAACCUCGGACAUUUCUCUGUCACAGAAACAGAUCUCAUUAGACAACCAGAGAACUACAAGCAGCUGUUGCAGCUCCUGGAGUCUGAGACCACGCAGCUGGAAGCCUUUCUGGAAUGGAAGCAACUGGAACCAGUUUACUGGCAGUGGAUGGAAACUGUGUUGGAUGAUAUGGCUGAAGAGGGAAAUAUGUGUGAGUCCCAAGAUGCUCAUGUGGAGAAAAGAAGGCUGCCAGAGGUGACCUCCUGCUGCCCCUGGGCUGACAAGCUGGCUGGGCAAAUGGACAGAUUAUCCAGAGACCUGCUGGCUCUCCAGCAGCAGCUGCAUCAGCUCGUCGCCCAGCGAAAGGCUGCAUGGUGGGAGAAGGUGGCAACAAGAGAAGAACUACAGAAGGACAGUUUCUCUGCCACUGCUAGAAAGAUACAGGGAAGCGUUGAACUAAAACUGCGAGAUCUCACAUCCCUCUGUGCUCCGCAGAAAAACAGAAUGCACGGUUUGUGCAGGCUGGUGCUGAGGAGCAAACACCCUGCCAGCACAACGGGCUGUGGUCAGCGUGUGUCCAGGGAGGCUGUUGUAGCUGCCAGUGCUGCAGAGGUGAUCAGAGAGCUGCAGGUGAGAGAGGCCAGCCUGCAGAGAGAGCUGCAGCAGCUGCGGCAGCAGUGCAGGCACAGGCUGGCUGGAAUUGCAGAAGGCUGGGAGGGAGUGAUUUGUAUCUCGCCUUGAAGAGAGAGACCUGGGCUGGGAGAAGCAAAGGAAUAGAGUGGCUUGGUCACAUUGUGCAGCCUGGCAUGGGGGAGUGUGAGCUGAGGAACCAAAUGUAGUUUCUAAUUCUACAGCCUGAGAAUCGUAACUUGUUACUGUUUUGAGAGUUGUACUGGGGCCACAACCUCACCGCUCUCUCUGCAGCCCCUUUAUUGCUAACCCUGCCAAUUAAAUUCUGCAUUGGGUCUUGGUGGGAGUGUGCAUAAAUCUCCCUUUUAACUUCUGGAUUUCUAGUUCUUCUGCCAAGCCCUGGGCUCUUUUACAGUGCUCAGCUGCGAGGCACGCUGUACAUCGAGGCUGUGCAUUGAAGUACUAAUUGCAUUCAAUAUUUUCCAGCAAUUGGAAGAGUUCAUUAGUCAGAAAAAUCCACGUAUUGGAGAACAUGAAAAAUACCAAGGCUUAGAGAGAUUGGAAAUAUUCAAGAGUGUGUUGUUUUAAUUCAGCUGCUCGGAGUAUUUGUGGCAGCUAUAAUGUAGUCACAAUAAAGAAAAACAAAUGCCUAAUAAUAAAUAAAGCACUGCACUGAUUUCAUUUACUGGUGUGAUGCACUUGAAGUAAUUGGGUUCUCAAAGAGAACUAGAAACCCAUUCCAUCAGGUUAUGAGUCAGUGAGAUGGAUAGCUUAUGGACCUGCUAUAGGAAGUUUCUGUGAUACAGAAAUACAACCCUAACUUCCAAAUUUGAGGAGUCUCCAAGCUCUGUCUCUGAAGGCUUCUUCCUUUGGAACAGUGAAAUGCUCUUCCUUUGGCCUUAAUUUCCUACCCUUUUCUGGUUUGCUUUUACCAAGGAAUAUUUUUAUGUUCUAGUUGUACACUUUGAGGAAUAAAUAAUAUUUAAAGAA
Molecule: messenger RNA, 2647 nt
Organism: Passer domesticus (house sparrow)
Lineage: Eukaryota; Metazoa; Chordata; Aves; Passeriformes; Passeridae
Gene: TEDC1
Product: tubulin epsilon and delta complex 1
Exons: 7
Coding region: 575-1768 (397 amino acids)
Source: RefSeq, a predicted model, not a curated record